CAGACAGAGAGAGAGAGAGAAAGACAGAUCCCCUUUGGCUCUUUGUCUUUUUUUUUUUUUUUACACUUUAUUCUCCUGAAUUUUCUCCUCAGUUAUCUCUGAGAAGGAAAAUGUCAGGAUCUGAGUCAGGUGUAAUGGCGGGGAGCAGAGAAUCACAAAUGAAGUUUACAAUGGUUCUUCACCAGCAGCAGCAGCAGCAGCAAGCUCCCCCGCAGCAGCAACACAGCCAAGCUCCCCCCCAGCAGUCUCAGAACAUGCAAUUGUCAUUUGGUGACGAAGAUGGAAAUGAUGCUCUUUACAAGCAGCCGAUGAGGAGGUCACCAUCACCACCGCAGCAGUACCAACCUGGUGAGAACCCUGUCUUGAACAUGAACAUGCCCGGAGCUGAGCCUGGAACCAUGGCUGAGGGUGGGCCAGUGAAGAAGAGGAGAGGUAGGCCGAGGAAGUAUGGACCUGAGAGUGGUGAGAUGUCACUUGGCUUGGUUUCCGGAGCUCCUUCUUUCACGGUGAGCCAGCCUAGUGGUGGCAGCAGAAGCGGCGGAGGAGGAGGAGAGAAGAGGAUGAGAGGAAGGCCUCCUGGUUCUAGCAAUAAGCCAAAGCUCCAAGCUUUAGGCUCAACUGGAACGGGAUUUACCCCUCAUAUACUUACCGUGAGGGCUGGAGAGGAUGUAGCAUCCAAGAUAAUGGCCUUAACUCAGAAUGGGCCACGUUCUGUGUGUGUCUUGUCUGCAAAUGGAGCUAUCUCCAAUGUGACUCUUCGCCAGUUGGCCACGUCUGGUGGAACCGUUACAUAUGAGGGGAGAUAUGAGAUUCUGUGUUUAUCGGGAUCGUUCCAUUUGAUGGUGAGCAAUGGUCACAAAAGCAGAAGCGGAGGUCUAAGCGUGUCCUUAUCAGGUCCGGAUGGUAAUGUCCUAGGUGGUAGCGUAGCUGGUCUUCUUAUAGCAGCAUCACCUGUUCAGAUUGUUGUUGGGAGUUUUAUCCCAGAAGGACAGAAAGAACCGAAACCACAUGUGGGACAAAUGGACCUAUCACCACCCACAAUACCGCGUGUGGCCCCAACGCAGGUGCUGAUGAUGGCUCCGAGUAGCCCGCAGUCUCGAGGCACAAUGAGUGAGUCAUCUUGUGGAGGUGGACAUGCGAGCCCUCUUCAUCAGAGCACAGGAGGACCGUACAAUAGCACCAAUCAUACCAUGCCCUGGAAGUAACCAAGUGAUCUUGGUCUGUUUAAAAAACCAACAACUUCCUAUUAUUGGAGUGAUUUGAUGAUUUCUAUCCUUUUUAGGUUUUCUAAUUGUCUCUUCAGACAAGAUUAAUAACUUUUAUCUAUUUUCUAUUUUGGUGUACUUUCAGAACCAUAAUUUAUUUCAGAGAUUAGAAUAUCCUAAUUAAUGUAGAUCUUUCUUUUA
Molecule: messenger RNA, 1406 nt
Organism: Camelina sativa (false flax)
Lineage: Eukaryota; Viridiplantae; Streptophyta; Magnoliopsida; Brassicales; Brassicaceae
Product: AT-hook motif nuclear-localized protein 10
Molecular function (GO): minor groove of adenine-thymine-rich DNA binding
Source: RefSeq, a predicted model, not a curated record